Molecule: messenger RNA, 1807 nt
Organism: Clarias gariepinus (North African catfish)
Lineage: Eukaryota; Metazoa; Chordata; Actinopteri; Siluriformes; Clariidae
Gene: exo5
Product: exonuclease 5
Exons: 6
Coding region: 469-1425 (318 amino acids)
Biological process (GO): interstrand cross-link repair
Cellular component (GO): nucleus
Molecular function (GO): single-stranded DNA 5'-3' DNA exonuclease activity
Source: RefSeq, a predicted model, not a curated record
CGUAUCGUGUAGUAUAUGGGCGUGUUUUAUACUAUGUGGGCGUGUCUUAAAACACGGAUACGUCCGGACAUGACCCGCGCGGACAGUCGAGUAAAAACACUGAAUGACGAGUUGGGAGAGAUUUAAUAGCGAUUAUAACUAAACGUUUCAUUUCCAACAUCACCGUGAUGUCGGAUUAGGACCUCGUUUCAACGCCGAAGACACAGAAGCGGUGCAUCGUUUGUUUCCGUGUUCCUGCGUUGUUGUGUCACGUGACCGCGCUGAUGGACGGAGAGUGGGACUCCAUCAGCGACUCGGAGCUCCUGGAGAUUCAGUCCGAGCAUUUCUGCAGCGGUAAACAAUAGCUAAGAAUCCUCUCAGCCAGGCAGUUCUAGUGCAACAAGUGGAGACGUCCGAAAUGACAUAACCAUCACUUCCACAGCAUCAUCUCACUCCACUGCAGAGAGUCCUGUUAAAGGAAGCGAGCAGAUGGGUGUGAAGAGGAAGCGAGAUGCUGAGGACAGCUCUGUCCUCCCUCUGCGUUUCGGGAAGCUUCACCUGAAUGUCAGCUUGCUGUCCGAGCAGACGUGGUGUGAGAAGAAACUUGUGUAUGGCUUCCUGAAACCCCAAAUCAGAAAGAAAGACAAACAGCGACCCGAGGUGCAGGCUGGAACAAGCAUUCAUCUAGCAAGAGAGUUGGAGGUCCACGAUGUAGUUCCCAUUAAUAUUAAAUCGCGUGAGGAUUCAGCGGCUCUUAGUCUGAUCAACAUGUUACACAUGAUUCCGAGUUUAGAGACGGGACAGUGUGUGCGCGAAUUUCCAGUGUUUGGUAUAGUUGAGGGUGUGUAUCUUAAGGGCAUCAUCGAUGAGCUGAGUUAUAACCAGAAGGGGGAGCUGGUGUUGAAGGAGCUGAAGACCCGCAAGCACGACUCCCUGCCUGGUGCUGCCCAGGCUCACGGCCAUCGCUUUCAGGUGGGCUUGUACAAGCUUCUGUUUGAUGCAUUGGUCAGGGGGGAAAUGAAGAAAGCACACAUUUUGGAGCACCUCAAAGUCAAAGCCUGCUCGGUUCUUGGAACCGAGAUCAUAACUCAUGCCUCUUAUGUCGGAAUAAACGUAGUCACCUUUGGUGAACUCCUGGAAGCUUUCCUCCUCACUUUGAGCUGUUCCGACCUGCCAUGUGUCGACGUGCUCCAGCUGGAGUAUUGUCACCAGGGCUCGGGCAGCUUGAUCGGCACAGAGGUGGUGCAGUUUGACGAGUCCCAGCUGAGGGCGGAGCUCCGAGGGUACGUGGAAUACUGGAGAGGACAGAGAGAGCCGAAGGGGGUGGAUAUAGAAGAGGUUUGGAAAUGCACAUCAUGUUCCUUUGAGGAGAUCUGUGACUGGAAAAAAAAUAGAUCUCACAUCCCUGAGAGUCUUCACACCACGAAGAGAGACAACAUGAACUGACUUGCAGUUAUUUGUUUCAACCAGCUAUGCUAAUGGCAUUAACCUCUGUCUGUGACUAAAUCAUUAUACUGUAACUACCUCUUUUUGACUUUAAUUAUGAAUUUCAGAUUUUUUUUUAGUAAGGAUACACUAUUAAUUUUACAUAUGUAAACAUUUUAAUGAUUGUUUUAAUGUUAAAUUGAUCACAUACUAAAGAUUUUUUACAAAGAUUUUUUAAAAAGAUUAAUAAGAGAAAAAAAGUCUAUUUAAAUGUUUUAAUUAAUGGAUAAUAAUGUUAAUUACUGUUUAAUUAAUGUAUUAAUGUGAAACUGAGAUAAAUCACAUCUAUUUUGUGACACAACAUCCCUCGGAUGUAAUUUCAAGUGAAAAACAAAAUUUCAGA